GCUCAACAUCUCGAUUCCACGACAACGCGUCGAUAAACCCAAUUCUUGGCUUAACCUUUUUCGUCGUUAGAGCAAGAAUUUAAGGUUCCGGGACUUUCCUGGGUUUUGCAUUUUAGACGUUAAAGAUUGUUAAUUCAGUAGUUUCGAGUUGAUUUACAUUAAUGGCAUUUACAAAGAGUAGAUCAAAAUGAAAGGAUAAAUCCCAUUCAUUGACUACAAGAUUCUUGAGAAGCAGAUGGGUUCUGGGGAAGGGAAUCCUCAUUUCAGUGUCUUUGAUGGAGUGAAGACUUUCCCAUUAACACCUGAGGCUCUCAUGGCUGAAAUCAACACUGCAAUCACUAAUCUCGAAUAUGAACGUGCUACAGCACUCCUUGACUCCCCAUCUUCAUCCUCGUCGAGAAACAAGGGUCAGGAUUCGCCCAAGUAUGAUGCCCGGUUGGCUGAUGAGGCUUAUAAAGCUGGUUGUGCUGCAUUGGCGGCCGGCAAGCUAGAUGAAGCUUUUCAUUGUUUGAAUGUUUCACUCUCCAAAUGCCCACCUGAGAGAGCCUCUGCUGUUGCCAAGCUUCAGUCUCUUUUAUCUCUCACUUCUCAGCAACUCCACAAAUCUACCGUUUCAAACUAGCCCCCAUUUUUGUAUGGUAUUUGUUUCGUAAUUUUUAAUUGUUUCAAUCAAAUUUUGGUUAAAAGAUUGCACCAUGUUGCCUUUUUGAGAGGCUUUUGCAAUUGUGUAACCAUGUAUGACGUUGGUAAA
Messenger RNA from Hibiscus syriacus, 751 nucleotides. RefSeq lists its product as uncharacterized. The transcript has 2 exons. Lineage: Eukaryota; Viridiplantae; Streptophyta; Magnoliopsida; Malvales; Malvaceae. The record is from RefSeq and is a predicted model, not a curated record. Bases 236 to 622 code for a protein of 128 amino acids.